AUGCGGAAGGAGACGAGUCAGUCGAGGAGUGGACGAGCGGUGGAGAAGGAAGUCUGGCGUGGAAGUGUGAUGAUCCUGACCGAAGACGACCAGUCGGACGUUUCGACCGCUCCGGUGCUGAGGAUACAAGACGGCGAGAAGGCUGGUCGAUUCCGCGAGGUCAAAGCUGUGAAAUUGCAUUCCGAGCGAGGACACACCUUCUGGCGGUUUUCAAUUGAAGUCGAGUUGGCCAGCAAGCAGACUCGGGUCGCAUAUCGCAUCAACAAUGGACCAGCUGUGGCAUUCUGGGUGCCCGGAAAGGGCGACACUAUGAACAUCAUGUUCCACUCCUGCAAUGGCUUCUCCAUGUCCGUCGACUCGGACACUUUUUCAGGUCCAGAUCCCUUGUGGAGAGACGUGCUCAACCGUCACCAGUCCAAGCCUUUUCAUGUCAUGCUCGGAGGCGGCGAUCAAGUCUACAACGAUGCAGUCAUGCGCGAUACGGAGCUCUUCAAAGAGUGGCUGCAGAUGAAGAAUCCCGAACACAAGCAUCAUGCUGAUUUCACCCCGGCCAUGCAGAAUGAACUUGAAGAGUUCUACCUCAAUCGGUAUGCGAUGUGGUUUUCGCAGGGUCUCUUCGGCAUGGCGAAUUCGCAGAUCCCGAUGGUGAACAUUUGGGACGAUCACGAUAUCAUUGAUGGCUUCGGCAGUUAUCCUCACCAUUUCAUGGCUACGCGGGUCUUCACUGGACUGGGCGCCAUUGCGCACAAGUACUACAUGCUGUUCCAACAUCAGUCUCUCGUGGCGGAGACUGAGAAGGACGAGCCGUCUUGGUUGCUUGGACGCUCUCCGGGUCCCUAUAUCAACCAACUCUCCCGAUCCGUCUUCCUUCACCUCGGCCGCAAAAUCGCAUUCCUGGGUCUUGACUGCCGCACCGAACGUAUGCGUGAUGAGAUCCUGUCGCAGGAGACGUACGAUGUCGUAUUCGACAGAUUACGUGCGGAGCUGCACAAGGACGAGACGAAACACCUCAUUGUCCUCCUCGGUGUGCCAAUCGCUUAUCCUCGUCUCAACUUCCUCGAGAACAUACUCACAUCACGUGUCAUGGAUCCCAUCAAAGCGCUUGGUCGGAAGGGUAUGCUGGGUGGUUUCGUCAACAAAUUCGACGGCGGCGUGGAGAUCCUCGACGACCUGGACGACCACUGGACGGCGAAACACCACAAAGCUGAACGCAACUGGCUGAUCCAAGAACUGCAAGACCUUGCCCGAGAGAAGUCCAUCCGCAUCACCAUCCUCGGAGGAGACGUUCACCUCGCGGCUAUCGGCCAGUUCUACUCGGCGAAGGACCUUGCCAUUCCAAAAGACAAGGACUGGAGAUACAUGCCCAAUGUCAUCAGCUCGGCGAUCGUUAACACCCCUCCGCCGAACAUGAUGGCGGAUGUGUUGAAUAAGAGGAACAAAGUGCACAAGCUUGAUCGCGAUACUGAGGAGGUGAUGAUCCCGAUGUUCAGUCAUGAUGUCGACUCGAGCAGGAGGAACAAUCAAGCGCUCAUGCCGAGGAGGAAUUUCUGCGUGAUCUCGGAG
Zymoseptoria tritici IPO323 is the source of this 1563-nucleotide messenger RNA. RefSeq lists its product as uncharacterized. The annotation marks the transcript as partial. NCBI's taxonomy places the organism in Eukaryota, Fungi, Ascomycota, Dothideomycetes, Mycosphaerellales, Mycosphaerellaceae. The record is from RefSeq and is a predicted model, not a curated record. The transcript is spliced from 2 exons. Gene Ontology annotation, cellular component: membrane.